This is a messenger RNA of Erythranthe guttata (spotted monkey flower), 1158 nucleotides long. RefSeq names its product spindle/kinetochore-associated-like protein. NCBI's taxonomy places the organism in Eukaryota, Viridiplantae, Streptophyta, Magnoliopsida, Lamiales, Phrymaceae. Gene Ontology annotation, molecular function: microtubule binding. Gene Ontology annotation, cellular component: spindle microtubule; mitotic spindle; outer kinetochore. Gene Ontology annotation, biological process: regulation of microtubule polymerization or depolymerization; cell division; mitotic cell cycle. The record is from RefSeq and is a predicted model, not a curated record.
ACAUUUCCCGCCAGAAUAUUUUUGAUUCCAUUUUGAAAUAUCGCUACUUACUCACUAACGACUUUAGCUUUUCUUCCGCCACUCAGAAUCAGGACCCCUCUCUCUCUCUCACACACACACACACACACACACACACACACACACACACACACACACACAUUCUCUCUCUCUCUCUAGAAUUUUGAGAACGAUGGAAGUGAAAGAAGCGGGAGCGUCACUUGAUGCACUGAUUUCAUCGUUCAACAGCCGCGUCGCCGAGCUACAGCAGCUUGUCAUUGCUCGCAACAUGUAUCCGGCGGGCAGCGUCAGCGAUUUGACGGCGAUUGAUGCGUCGCUGAAGGGCAUGGAGCUUCAGGUCCAAAAUAUUAAGACUCGUUUACGCGAAGAAACUCGAGCAAUUCCUAAAGCCAAAAAAUUAAUAGAGGCGGCACUGCAGCAACAAAAGAAAUUGGAGACUAUUUCCGCUUGUGUUCCGUCUUCCGUCACCGAUACAAAUACCAAAUCGAAUCACGAUGCUAGCAAAUGCGUGCAAAGAGACGAGUACAAGCAUGAUCUUGGAUUUGAUUCUUUAAAGCUCGAGGAGCCUGCACCGAAAGAGAAAAAGGGGCGACCCUCCCCUCCAAUGUGGUAUGUCACGGCCGACGAGCUGAAUUCUGUGUCAUCGUAUAUGAAACAGAGGCUCACUCUGGAGAAAAUGAAUGCUGCAAUUGAAGACAUGGCAAGUUAUGCUGAAGCAAAUGCACAGCUUAUUGCAGCACCGAGACGAAAGCUGACCGAGAGUAACAUUGACAAGGCUCUGGAAUUAAGGGAGAUUUCAACGACAGACGGAGUGAAAGGAAAACACUUCUUUCUAGAAUCAGAUAUUAAAGGGCCUUCACUGAAACUUGACAACACCGGAAAAGCACUGUUGACGGUUCUUCGUCAUUUGGGUCGGAUAAGCGAGACUCGAAUCGGGCAUAACCGAGUCAUCAUCCUACUGAGGCCGUAAGUAUCGAUUUUAUCUUACGAACAAAAAUUCAAGAAUUGCUCUCAUGUUUUUUGGACAAUGCAGUCUAUACUUUUUUAAGGUAACAUUUUUCUUGUUAAUACAUUAUCCAAAACAAUGCCACCUAAUCAUGAAUACAAAGAUUACAAGACACAAACAAACAAACCAAACAA